AUGCAUUUCCAACCAGUACUUUCUUUCUUAAUUGCCGCCGCGGGCUUUGUUAGCACUGUUACCUCCGCUGACAGUGACGCUUCUGAAAAGUUUAUCUUAGAACCAAGUGACUUGGAAUCUAUCAUCAAAGCCUUGCAAGAAGUUGACCAUACCAUCGAUAUACCUCAUCUACAAUUGAGUAAUGUCACUAAUGGCACGGCAGCUAUCAGUGUUUCUAACUCUGCCACUUUCGAUUUGGUUGGUGUGAAGGAUGCCACCACUUUGCAAGUGACUAAAGAUGGAUACUUGGUUUCCGUUUCUGCUAAUGGCGGUAUCAAAUAUGCUACUAUUGCCGCAGCUGCCGCAGAUCCAGCCGUUCUGUUUACUGCAGAUCAAUCAUAUGCCUCUCCAGGCUUCUCUAUAUCUGGUGGUAACUUAGCCUUGAACGGUACUGACUCUUGGUUGUUGUCCGUCAACUCUACUGAUUUGACCUUCAAGGCCAACGGAGCUUCAUUGCUGAACGGAGAAACUGUUAAUAUUCCAUUAAGUUUGGCUGCUGUUGGUACUAGCGGCGGUUCUACUGUGCCAGAUUACCUCCCAUCGCUGACUAUCAACUCUGGUGCCGAUAUACAAAAGAGACAUAACCAGGACAGCCAUGACCACAGCAAUUACACGUAUGGUAGUGGUUUUAAACAUGGUAACCACACCCACGGCUCUAAUUACACUCAUCACACCGAUUACAGUAAUCACACUCACACACAACCGCCACAAUUCUCUGAUCUAUCGGGAGACUUCACCACUACCGUCACUCAUGAAACUACAGCUUUAGAACCAAAGGUCACUUUCCAGAAGAGGGCUGACGCUGUAUCUCAAAUCGGUGAUGGCCAAAUCCAGGCUGGUACUGGUUCUACUGCUGUUGCCGAAACUACUCCUGCUGCUGCCGAAACUACUUCUGCUGCUGCCGAAACUACUCCUGCUGCUGCCGAAACUACUUCUGCUGCUGCCGAAACUACUCCUGCUGCUGCCGAGACUACUCCUGCUGCUGUCGAAACUACUUCUGCUGCUGUCGAAACUACUCCUGCUGCUGCUGAAACCACUCCUGCUACCGAAACCACUCCUGCUGUUGUCACUUCCGCAGUCGAAACCACUCCUGUUGCUGUCACAACAGCUGCUUCAUCCACUCAGGCUCUAAGUACUUACGCUGGAGCUGGUGUCAAGCAACUUGCUUCAUCUUCUGGUUUGUUUGCAGCAGCCUGUGUGUUGGGAUCUCUAUUAAUCUAG
Molecule: messenger RNA, 1260 nt
Organism: Kluyveromyces lactis
Lineage: Eukaryota; Fungi; Ascomycota; Saccharomycetes; Saccharomycetales; Saccharomycetaceae
Exons: 1
Coding region: 1-1260 (419 amino acids)
Cellular component (GO): cell wall
Molecular function (GO): structural constituent of cell wall
Source: RefSeq, a predicted model, not a curated record